UGCACGAAAUAAUAAUAAUAAUAAUAAUAAUAAUAAUAAUAACUAUUUAUUAAUUGUCUCUGCAGUCCUCCGAUUAACGUCUUCGGCUGCCAUGCCGCCAGUGAUUAUGUUGCCGAAGCCAAUGCGAAAUCACUGACCGUUAAUUUUGAUUGGAAGCUAGAAAAAAAUGAGGAUUCCGCAAGGAAUGCCCUCCAUCCCCACAUCUAACAUAAGUUAAGUGUGGGAAGGUGGUGAAGAAAGCAUUGAACGAAAAUCUGCCCCAAUGGCCGUUAGUGAGCACUUGGUGCUUGAACUUAUUAGUCCUGAUUUUUCUUUUCUUGAACUUUCCAAGUGUGUUGCUUCUCCUCUUAUGACCAAUCUUGGACUAGCUGUAAGAACAUCCCAGCUAAAGGUGGGAUCUCCUAAGUUGCAGUUGCAGCAGGACCUUUUAUGGUGGUUUUGCAGUUAAGACAAUCGCACGGUAUGUGUUAAUAAUAGAGACUAAAAAGAAGUCCAACACUAAGAGGUGUAUGUUACUUUCAAAGCUAAGAAGUUGGGUUCUUUGUAUAAAUAAGACUAGUCAGUUCGAAACAAUUAUCAAAAACCGACUCCAACUCUAUUGUUCCAGUUCCUUCUCUACAUGCUCUAAUUUCUUGGCAGGGAAAGAUCCAUCUAGAAUUGCCACUGCCCUUUGCUUCUCUGAAAGUACAAAAUCAUAUUUGCUUGGUACCCAACUGCAUGCCUGUGUAAUCAAGCUGGGACAUACUAAUGAUGUUUUCUCACAGAAUAACUUGAUAAAGAUGUAUACAAAAUGCAGAUAUUUGGGUGAUGCAUUUAAGUUGUUUCAUGAUAUGGUGGAGAGAAACCUUGUUUCGUGGACUUUGAUGAUCUCUGGUUCGGUCCAAAAUGGUGAAUUUCAAGUUGGUUUGGAGGUUUAUUUAGACUUGAUAAGAAGUGGGUUACGACCAAAUGAGUUCACUCUUGGUAGUAUUUUAAAGAUAUGUGCUAGUGCAGGUUCAUAUGAGUUUGGUUCAAGUAUUCAUUGUUUUGCAUUGAAAAUUGGGAUUGAACUGAACUUAUAUGUGGGUAGUUCUAUUUUGAACAUGUAUGCUAAGUUGGAGGACAUUGGGUCUGCUAAAGCAGUGUUUGAGUCCAUGCCCAUUGUCGAUGUUGGUUGUUGGAAUGCUAUUAUUGGAGGGUAUGUGCAAUGCGGCUAUGGCAUUCAUGCAUGGAAAAUUGUUUCCUUAAUGCUGACUAGGUGUAUAAGUAUGGACCAAUUCACCUUUAUUAAUGCUCUUAAAGGGUGCUCCGUUACAGGAAAUUUGGAUUGUGGGAAACAGCUCCAUGGACUGGUCAUCCAAAGUGACAUGGAGCAUAGUACUUCAUUGAUGAAUUGUUUGAUGGAUAUGUACUUUAAAAAUGGCAUGAAAGACUCAGCUUUGAAAGUGUUUGAUAGGAUACAAAAUAAAGAUGUUAUAUCCUGGAACACUACAUUUGCAUCCUUAUCUCAACAUGCAAAUGCAAGGAAACUUGCAGACUUGUUCCAUGAGUUCAGGUUAGAUACUGUGAAACCCAACGAUAUCACUUUUUCAAUCUUGUUCAGAUUAUGUGCAGAGCUAGUUGAUCUUGAACUUGGACUUCAGUUUUUCUGUCUAGCAUUACAAUUUGGGUUUCAUGAUGAAACUAAUAUUGCAAGCUCAUUAAUCAAUAUGUUUUCUAGAUGUAAUGCUAUGGGAUUGGCAUCCCUAAUCUUUGACAACAAUGCAGUACUUUUACAAAACAUAACUGCUUGGAAUGAGUUGAUUUCUGGAUACACUUUAAAUUAUUCUUACAUGGAAGCCCUAAAGGUUUUUGUUAAUUUAUGGGGUUUAGGAGUUGAAUUGAACGAAUAUACCUUCUCCAGUGUAUUGGAAGCUUGUUCUAAAUAUGAAAACCAGCAAAUAUUUAGACAAAUUCAUGGUGCUAUCAUCAAGUCUGGUUUCUCUUCUAGUGGAUAUUUAUUUAGUUUAUUGAUUAAUGGUUAUGUUAAAUUUGGGCUAUUAGAUGAUUGCUUUGAAUUUUUUGAUGGCCACGAGAAAUUAGAUUUGGUAUGUUGGAGUACUUUGAUAUCUGCAUUAACACAGCAGGGACAUACUUACGAGGCUUUUGGAUUUCUCAAAUCUCUAAAAGAAGCUGGUGAGAAGCCUGAUGAGUUCAUUUUUGGCAGCAUUUUGAAUUGUUGCGCCAGUAUUGCCGGUUAUCUUCUAACUAAAUCUAUCCAUUCCCUUGUCAUUAAAAUGGGAUUCAACAAUCAAGUUUUUGUUGCAAGCGGAGUUAUUGAUGCUUAUGCAAAAUGUGGGGACAUUGACAGCGCAAGGAUGGCUUAUAGUCAGUCAGAUAGAUUGAACGAUGUCAUUAUACACAAUUCUAUGAUCAUGGCUUUUGCUCAUCAUGGUUUUGUCAUGGAAGCUAUGGAAAUCUUUGAAACAAUGAAGUUGUCUAAUCUGCAUCCCAGCCAAGCCACAUUUGUGUCCACCAUAUCAGCAUGUAGUCACAUGGGACUAAUCAGUCAAGGCCUUGAUUUGUUUCAAUCAAUGGUCUCAGAUUACAAGAUGGAACCUUCUCCAGAUGUUUAUGGUUGCUUGGUUGAUAUGCUUUCUCGAAAUGGAUACCUUGACAAUGCUCAACAAAUAGUUGAAGUGAUGCCGUAUACUCCUUGGCCUGCGAUAUUGAGAUCCUUGCUUAGCGGCUGUAGGAUUUACGGGAAUAGAGAGCUCGGAGAAUGGACUGCAAAGAAGUUAAUUCAGUUGGAUCCAGAGGAUGAUGUACCUUUUGUACUACUGUCGAAGGUUUAUUCUGAAGUUGGCGGUUGGGAAGAUGCCAGAGAAGUGCAGAGAAGCAUGAUAGAGAGAGGCAUAGCGAAAAGCACAGGAUAUAGUUGGAUUGAGGUGGAGCAGAAGGUCAGCUGAAGUUGUUUCUUCUGCAUUAUAUAGAAGUGCUUUUCAGAUUUUGAUCCACAUCUCCUUUGGUGGGAAAGGAGUUCCAAUUCAUUCACAGGAAGCAUUUUGGCGAAUGUUAUCAAAUAUAAAGAAGGGGAAAUUACAGUAUCACCGCUCGUUUUGCCAGUUUUAUAGAAAUGGCUUUGUAUCUUUAAAAAUUAAUGGAAAACCGAUUCAUAUUUCACUUUUAUUACAAUGUCAUCCUUUUUGUAUGUAUAUAUAUAUAUAUAUAUAUUUUUUUU
Molecule: messenger RNA, 3199 nt
Organism: Ziziphus jujuba (common jujube)
Lineage: Eukaryota; Viridiplantae; Streptophyta; Magnoliopsida; Rosales; Rhamnaceae
Product: pentatricopeptide repeat-containing protein At3g09040, mitochondrial
Exons: 4
Coding region: 510-2927 (805 amino acids)
Biological process (GO): RNA modification
Molecular function (GO): protein binding; RNA binding
Source: RefSeq, a predicted model, not a curated record